UCGACUUUGGCCACCGUCACUUGUGGAUUAUACUGGCACACGGACACCGGGGUUGGGAAAUCAAGCAUUGUGUGUCGAUUUGUACAGGAUCACUUUGACCACAACAUCAGCCCGACCAUUGGGGCAUCUUUUAUGACCAAAACUGUGCCUUGUGGAAAUGAGCUUCAUAAGUUCCUCAUCUGGGACACUGCUGGGCAGGAACGGUUUCAUUCACUGGCUCCCAUGUACUAUCGUGGAUCCGCUGCAGCUGUCAUAGUAUAUGAUAUUACCAAACAGGAUUCAUUUCAUACCCUGAAGAAAUGGGUGAAAGAGCUGAAGGAGCAUGGUCCAGAAAACAUUGUAAUGGCUAUUGCUGGAAACAAGUGUGAUCUCUCAGACAUUAGGGAAGUUCCCUUGAAGGACGCUAAGGAAUAUGCCGAAUCCAUAGGUGCCGUCGUGGUUGAAACAAGUGCAAAAAAUGCUAUUAAUAUCGAAGAGCUCUUUCAAGGAAUCAGUCGCCAGAUCCCACCCUUGGACCCCCAUGAAAAUGGAAACAAUGGAGCCAUCAAACUUGGGAAGCCACCCACGCAAGCCAGCCGGCGGUGCUGCUGACCCGUGGGCCAUGGUCCACAGUACUUGAAGAAGCCAGAGCCGACCUCCCAUUCUCGGCAGCCUGGCACCCCACAUAGGGAGAAGUGGGAUGCUGGCUUGGCAUCCUAGAAGACCUGCAGUGGUGGGGCAGGAACUGCCCCUGGGAAAGGCUUCUAGAAAAAUCCGCCACACUGCCACAAAAUGGCCUUUGGUGCAUGAAAUGCAAACGGGAGGGAACAGGUGUUAGGUCACGAGUACAACUGAUUUGUUAUUGUUGUUGUUGGUGUUGUUGUUAAAAACCUUAAAAUGUUCUUAAAUUUGUACAGCAGCCACAUCGGCUUAAUAUGUGUGAGAGUCCGAAGUGGUGAUCCAUUCUGAUUUCCUGUGCUCCCCAGCCCCAUUUCAUUAAGUUCUUCAGUGCCAUUGCCUCUGUUUCCUGACCAGCCUUCACUGAAAGGUUCAUUUCAUUUCAUUUCAUUUACCUUUCAAUGGAGUGUAAUUGGCCCAUCACUCAAGCUACAGACUUGAGCCGUGAUGAAGGUGGAGGAAGAUGUAUUAGAAACUGUUGUCUGCAUCUCUUUUACUUGGUGUCCGUUUUCCUUCAGUCAUAUAUAAACACACCAAAUCUGGCUAAGAUACCGCAUGCAAUUUUGGGAGUGGGAGGCCUAGUUUGAAAGAAUCAUUUACGUAGUCACCGUGUAAGCGGUGACAGAUGUAGGAUAUAAAUAUUUUUCCAGAGACUGUCUGGUAUGAUCAUCUCCACAGUAAUA
Molecule: messenger RNA, 1340 nt
Organism: Puma concolor (puma)
Lineage: Eukaryota; Metazoa; Chordata; Mammalia; Carnivora; Felidae
Source: RefSeq, a predicted model, not a curated record